Vicia faba (fava bean) is the source of this 666-nucleotide messenger RNA. NCBI's taxonomy places the organism in Eukaryota, Viridiplantae, Streptophyta, Magnoliopsida, Fabales, Fabaceae. The record is from the annotation of a GenBank genome assembly.
AUGAAAUUGAGUUGCAAUGGUUGUCGUGCUCUUCGCAAAGGUUGUAGUGAAGACUGCAUCAUCAAGCCUUGCCUUGAGUGGAUCAAUUCCCCUGAAUCUCAAGGCAAUGCCACUCUUUUCCUUGCCAAAUUCUUUGGCCGAACCGGCUUGCUCAACCUCCUCGCUAAUAGUUCUAAUCAAAACGCAUCAGCUGUUUUUAGAUCACUAUUGUACGAGGCUUCAGGUAGAUUGGUGAAUCCAACAUAUGGAGCACUUGGUUUAUUAUGGACAGGAGAAUGGAGCCGAUGUGAAGCUGCAGUUGAAGCUGUGCUAACUGGCUCCGACAUUAACAAAGUUAUAGAUGUUGAUGAAAAAACAUCAUUGACUACACUCACGAAAGAAAAUCAUGUUCUUCCAGUUCCAACAACCUACGACAUACGCCAUGCAGCAAAAGGCACAAAUAUGGACAUCAAAGAGAAAACUCAAUUUAAGAGAAUUGGACAAAUUUUCAAACCCAAGCCACGAAGUGGUUCUGUCAACUCAGGAACACUUUUGAAUUCGUUCUUAGAAAAUACUAUGAACGCUUCAUCGAUGAAUCAGCUUGAGCCGAAUGAAGCAGAUCAGGUGAACUUAGAGCUCAGUCUCGGUUUCAAUACCAAAUCAACUCAAACAAAGGGAAAAAAUUAA